AUGGGCGGUUGUUGCCACUCGCAGCCUUCCGUCGAAGAUCUUACGCAGGAGCUGAAUAUUCAGCACCAAACUCCUCCGCAGGAAUCGGAGAUCAAGCGCGAAGAGCUCAAGAAAUACGACGUCGUCGGCGGAGUCUGGCCUUUCACAGAUUUCUUCUUCUCCGAUCUCCAGUCGGCGACGAAGAAUUUCAGCUCCGACGAGAUCGUAUCAGAGAACGACGGAGGCGGCGAGUCUUCCAAUGUCGUCUACAGGGGACAGUUUCAGAAUCUCGGCUUCAUCGCCGUCAAGAGACUCAAGGCUCCGGCUUGGGCAGAUCCCGAUAUCUUUGCGGAGGAUGCACGGAGAGUUGGAGGGUUAAAGCACAAGAGAGUCGUCAAUUUGCUCGGAUAUUGCUGCGAUGGAGAAGAAAGGCUUCUUGUUUCAGAGUUUAUGCCAAACGAUACUCUCGCUAAGCGUUUAUUCCAUCAGAAAGGUCAAGCCAUGGAAUGGCCAAUGCGAAUGAGAGUCGCUUUGUGUGUAGCUGAAGCAUUGGAUUAUUGUAGCAGUGCAGGUCUUACGGCUUACAGUAACUUAAGUGCUUACUCGGUUCUCUUUGAUGAGAAUGGCGAUGCAUGCCUUUCCUGUUUCGGCUUAGUGAAAGAGAUAUAUCAUGAAGAAAGAGCAGCAGGAAGUGUGGACCCUGAAAGUGUGAUAUUCAGAUUUGGUACUAUCCUUUUAAAAAUGAUAACUGGAAAGCAAAUUCCUCCAAGCCAUGCUCCUGAGAUGAUAAACGGAAAGGAUGCUGUUGAAUUGAUGGAUCCAAGACUGAAGGGGAAGUUCUCUGUAGUAGACGCAAUGAUUCUUUUCGAUCUCGUCACCAAGUGUUUGCAGCCUGAGACUAGUCUCAGCACAAAAGAUCUUGUUGCAGAACUUGAAGACUUGCAAACCGAAAUAGAAGCUCCAUCUUUUGAAAUGGAUGAAAUUUCAAAGAAUCAGGAGGAGGCAUCAUCUUCUAGUCUACGACAACAACUAGUAGCAUCACAGACUAAACCAGAAGAAGUUCCAUUUUCUGAAAUGGCAGAGAAGCACGAGGAAGAUGCAUCAUCUUUUAGUCAACAAGGACAACUUGAAGCAUCACAGACUAAACCAGAAGAAGCUCCAUCUUCUGAAAUGGCAGAGAAGCAAGAAGAAGAGGCAUCAUCUUCUAGUCAACAAGGACAAACUGAAGCAUCACAGAAUACAGCAGAAGUUCCAUCUGAGGAAAAGAAGGAAGAGGCAGAUCCGAGUAAACUUUCGCCACUAGGAGAUGCUUGUUUGAGAAAGGACCUUGAUGCCAUUCAUGAGUUCUUGUUGAAGUCACAAAUCGAAGAUGACAAGAAAGUCCUCGAGUGCUCUUUGGAAGAUUGGUUACCAAUGACAUCUGUUCUUGAAACGGUGAGAGAAAUGGCUGAUGAUGCCUUCAAAAAGAAAAAGUUUGAAACCGCAAUCGACUUUUAUACCAAGGUCGCUGAAGGUAGAAACGUGGUGGUGCCAAGUGUUUACGCGAGGCGUUGUCUAAGCUACCUAUACGAGGACAAAGUGACAUUGGCCCACCUCGAUGUGAUAGAUUUACAAGACAAGUAUCCUAAUUGGUCUACCGGUUUCUACUUGAUGUCUCUGGUUUUAGCUAAAGCCGACAUGCCCGAUGACUCUGCUGAGAUGCUCCAGAAAGCUACUCUUCUCGAACAAAAGAGUUAG
Molecule: messenger RNA, 1716 nt
Organism: Microthlaspi erraticum
Lineage: Eukaryota; Viridiplantae; Streptophyta; Magnoliopsida; Brassicales; Brassicaceae
Source: the annotation of a GenBank genome assembly